Molecule: messenger RNA, 1581 nt
Organism: Haliotis rufescens (red abalone)
Lineage: Eukaryota; Metazoa; Mollusca; Gastropoda; Lepetellida; Haliotidae
Product: arylsulfatase B-like
Exons: 13
Coding region: 84-1529 (481 amino acids)
Source: RefSeq, a predicted model, not a curated record
GUUGAAGAUAAAAAUAAAACCUCUGGCAUACUUUCCCGGGGAAAUAGGACACCAAGUUGUAAUUCCUAUCCACGGAAGGAGAGAUGUUUGUCCAGUUAUUAUGCACAGUUUUAGUCAUCGUCAACCUCUGUGAUGAAGUUUCUGCAGCAGGACGUCCACGCCAUAUUGUCUUCAUCGUGGCGGAUGAUCUCGGAUGGAACGAUAUUGGCUUUCAUAACCCCGAUAUGAUCACACCCAACAUCGACAAGCUGGCAACAGAAGGCUUGAUACUGAAUCAUUCCUAUGUUCAACCGCUCUGCAGUCCGUCGAGAAGUGCCUUCAUGUCCGGCUACUAUCCCUUUAAGACAGGUCUGCAGCACUUGGUCAUUCUGAAUUACCAGCCAGUCUGCCUACCCCAGAACAUCACUAUCCUGCCACAGAAACUAAAGGAGCUUGGAUAUGCAACACACAUCGUCGGCAAGUGGCACAAUGGGUUCUGUAGUUGGAAUUGCACACCGACGUACCGUGGCUUUGACAGCUUCUUCGGCUACUACAACGCCCAGGAAGACUACUACACCCACGUCACUGGUGGUUUCCUUGACUACCGUAACAACACCAGCCCCGAGAAGACCGACAACGGCACUUACUCAACGUUCCGGUUCACUGACGUAGCUACCGACAUCAUUCAGCGUCACAACAAGAGUCAGCCUUUGUUUCUGUACCUGCCAUUCCAAGCCGUCCACGCACCUAUUGAGGUUCCCGCAAAGUAUGAAGCAAUGUAUCCAAACAUAAAAACAGAAGAUCGUCGAAAGUUUUGCGGAAUGGUCUCUGCUCUUGAUGAAGCAGUUGGUAACAUAACCAAAACAUUGACAGAUAGUGGGUUAAUGGACGACACCCUGAUUCUGUUCACUGCCGAUAAUGGUGGCUGGAUCACAGAACACGGGAACAACUACCCUCUGCGCGGAGGCAAGUUUACCGUGUACGAAGGCGGAACGAGAGCAGUGGGCUUCAUACAUGGAUCGGGUCUCCAAAAGACUGGAACUGUGUUUGACGGGAUGAUCCACGCCGUAGACUGGCUGCCCACCCUGACAGCAGCUGCCGGGGGGACCCCAGUGUCAGACCGUGACGGCAUCAAUCUGUGGCCUAGUCUCAGCACAGCCUCCCCGUCCCCCCGCACUGAGGUCGUCUACAACUACGACUCACACGUCCUCCCCACUGAAGGACAUGCUGCCAUCAGAGUGGGUGACUACAAACUAAUCGAUGGCUACCCGGGACUCUACCCUGACUGGUACAAGCCUGAACAAGUCACAUCUGACCUGAACAUCACCCACAUCAGCGAUUGGGCCAAUACGUAUCAGCUGUUCAACUUGAAAGAUGACCCGACCGAGCACAACGACCUGUCCACCUCCCAUCCAGACAUCGUGAAGCAGCUAGCCGCCAGACUGGCCUGGUAUGAGAAACAAGCGGUGCCAGCAAAUUUCCCUGCCCUGCCCGACCCCAAGAGCAACCCUGAACUAUACGGCAAUGUCUGGUCUCCUGGCUGGUGCUAAGAUCUUGUCUUUUUAUACAACCAUGGAAUAAAGUCGUUAUUUCAAUACUGUU